This is a messenger RNA of Loxodonta africana (African savanna elephant), 9552 nucleotides long. RefSeq names its product oligophrenin 1 (gene OPHN1). Lineage: Eukaryota; Metazoa; Chordata; Mammalia; Proboscidea; Elephantidae. Gene Ontology annotation, biological process: actin cytoskeleton organization; regulation of endocytosis; regulation of synaptic transmission, glutamatergic. The coding region runs from base 679 to 3090 and encodes 803 amino acids. Gene Ontology annotation, molecular function: GTPase activator activity; protein binding. The transcript is spliced from 25 exons. Gene Ontology annotation, cellular component: dendritic spine; terminal bouton; actin cytoskeleton. The record is from RefSeq and is a predicted model, not a curated record.
AGCGCCCAGCUACCGCAGCUAUUGUGCGCGAGUCGCGCUAUCGCCCUCCUCUUCCCACUGGGUGUCGACGAAGGAAGGCUACGUUUCAUAGCUGCCCGGGCUUAACCUUUCUGGCGCCUAAGAGGACAGCAGUCCGACUCCCUCGGACCAGGAACUCUUAGCGGCCGAAGGACCCUGGUGACGAAACCCUAGUGUGCAAGGGAGGCGGUUGAAGGAGACUAACUGCUUGGGCGUGGGACUCGGGCUUCGCAGGGGCGGAGCGGAGGCGCUGGCUUUAAGAAGGGGGAGGGGACAGUGCUGUCCUGGCUGCCUGCGGAGUUGGGCAAAGGAAAUCCUCAACCAGCUCUGGAGCGAGGAGCGAGGAGGGAGGAGGGAGAAAGCAGGGGGAGAGGCGGCUCCCAACCCUGAUCUCGCCCCCGCCUACACCCUGGGCGGGCCGAGGUGUCACGUUUGCAAUUGCUCAGGAAGGAUCCGGCCUGUCUCUGGAGGCUAGCCGCUGAGGUUUCUGCUGCUUAUCAGGGGAAGCGAAGCCUAGGGGGCAUGCUGUUUGCUAGGCAGCACCCCGCUGGGAUCCUACUGCUUUAGUUCGCUUUCCUGGUCAUCUGAAGCUACUGCUGGGCCGCCCGUUUCCUGCACUGACCAGCCAUCUCCACCCAAGAGCCUCAUCGGAACAGAACCAUGGGGCAUCCCCCGCUGGAGUUCAGCGACUGCUACCUGGACAGCCCAGAUUUCCGAGAGAGACUCAAGUGCUAUGAGCAGGAGCUGGAGAGGACCAAUAAAUUCAUCAAAGAUGUGAUCAAAGACGGCAACGCGCUAAUCAGUGCUAUGAGAAAUUACUCCUCUGCUGUUCAGAAAUUUUCCCAGACUCUGCAGUCAUUUCAGUUCGAUUUCAUUGGGGAUACUCUGACUGACGAUGAGAUUAACAUUGCUGAAUCUUUCAAAGAAUUUGCUGAAUUGCUCAAUGAAGUAGAAAACGAGAGGAUGAUGAUGGUACACAAUGCUAGUGAUUUGCUGAUCAAGCCCCUGGAAAAUUUCCGGAAGGAGCAAAUAGGCUUUACCAAGGAGCGGAAAAAAAAAUUUGAAAAGGAUGGUGAGAGAUUUUAUUCUUUGCUGGACCGCCACUUGCAUCUAUCUUCCAAAAAGAAAGAAUCCCAGUUACAAGAGGCAGACCUCCAGGUGGACAAGGAGAGACACAAUUUCUUUGAAUCCUCUCUUGAUUAUGUUUAUCAAAUCCAGGAAGUUCAGGAGUCCAAAAAGUUCAACAUUGUGGAGCCAGUCUUGGCUUUUCUUCAUAGCCUCUUCAUUUCCAACAGCCUGACUGUGGAGCUUACACAGGACUUCCUCCCCUACAAACAACAGCUCCAGCUCAGCUUGCAGAAUACAAGAAAUCAUUUCUCCAGUACCCGGGAAGAGAUGGGAGAACUUAAGAGAAGGAUGAAAGAAGCUCCCCAAACAUGCAAACUACCAGGACAGCCCACCAUUGAAGGCUAUCUCUAUACGCAAGAAAAAUGGGCUUUGGGGAUAUCCUGGAUGAAAUACUACUGCCAGUAUGAGAAAGAGACCAAGACGCUCACCAUGAUUCCUAUGGAGCAGAAGCCAGGUGCUAAGCAGGGGCCCUUGGACUUAACCCUGAAGUACUGUGUGAGAAGGAAAACGGAGUCUAUCGACAAGAGGUUCUGUUUUGACAUAGAAACUAAUGAAAGGCCAGGAACCAUCACUCUGCAAGCCCUUUCUGAAGCUAACAGAAGGCUAUGGAUGGAGGCCAUGGAUGGAAAAGAACCUAUCUACCACAGCCCCAUAACAAAACAGGAAGAAAUGCAGCUGGAUGAAGUGGGGUUCAAGUUUGUUAGAAAGUGCAUCAAUGUCAUUGAGACCAAAGGGAUCAAGACAGAGGGGUUGUACCGCACCGUGGGCAGCAAUAUUCAGGUUCAGAAGCUGCUGAAUGCCUUUUUUGAUCCCAAAUGCCCAGGAGAUGUUGAUUUUCAUAAUAGUGACUGGGACAUUAAGACAAUCACCAGCUCCUUGAAAUUCUACCUCAGGAAUCUUUCUGAACCUGUCAUGACCUAUAGACUGCACAAAGAACUGGUCUCUGCUGCCAAAUCCGACAACCUGGAUUACCGACUGGGAGCUAUUCACUCCCUGGUAUAUAAGCUACCAGAAAAUAACCGAGAGAUGCUGGAACUUCUUAUAAGACACUUGGUCAAUGUGUGUGAGCAUAGCCAAGAGAAUCUUAUGACCCCCUCCAACAUGGGGGUGAUCUUUGGGCCCACCCUGAUGAGAGCUCAGGAGGACACCGUGGCCGCCAUGAUGAACAUCAAAUUCCAGAACAUCGUGGUGGAAAUCCUAAUUGAACACUUUGAUAAGAUCUAUUCAGGUCCACCUGAGGAAAGCACUGCACCCCCAGUGCCUCCGCCUCGAGUGACGGCAAGAAGACACAAACCAAUCACAAUUUCAAAGCGCUUGCUGCGGGAAAGGACAGUUUUCUAUACUUCUUCCCUGCAUGAAAGUAAAGAUGAAAUCCAACAUCAAACGCCUAAUGGUACUAUCACCAGCAGCACAGAACCCCACAAGCUGCCACAACACCCCAAACUACCUGCUCAGAGGUUUGGGGAAGCUGAUCCUGGGAGGAAGUCCCCAAGCAGGCCAAUUUCAGAUAGCAAGUUGGAGCCCUGCCCUGAGGUGGACAUGGGGAAGUUGUUAUCCAGGCUGCAGGAUGGAGGGACCAAGGCCACCCUAAAGGCCACCAAUGGACCAAUGUCAGGCCCUGGGCCCACCAAAGUCUCCUCUUUCCAUGUAAAGAGACCAGCUCCCCGGCCCCUGGCUCACCAGAAGGAGGGGGACUCUAACAGUUUUAGCAAAGUGCGGCCUCUGGGAGAAAAGCCAACCAUCAUCCGUCCCCCAGUGAGGCCUCCAGACCCGCCCUGUCGAGCAGCUACUCCCCAGAAGCCAGAACCAAAGCCAGAUAUUGUUGCUGGCAGUGCAGAGGAGAUCCCAUCAUCCGUGGUGGCUUCUAGGACCAGGUUCUUUGAAACAGCCUCUCGGAAAACAGGAAGUUCUUCUCAAGGCAGACUUCCUGGAGAUGAGAGUUGAGGCCACAGGUUUUAAGAGCCUUGGCCUUAGGGGACCCUUUCCAGCUUCUGAAAUUCUUCAAACCUUGUGUGAUGAGUAAUUUUGUGAAGAGCAGCUCCUUACUGGCCCUGUACCUUCAAGUUCUGGGAGGCUAUAAAAUAAGGGGCACAUAUCCUGGACACAUGUUUAUUUCUCUGUAUUCUGUCUUCAUCCCCUCAGAAGGUCUAUCUUGAAUCCUGUGAGGAGAGAUCUUGCUUAUUCUCCUGUAAGACUGUGAAUAACUGGACUCCCUGAAGCCAGACUGCAGAAACCAAGAGAUUCAAUAACUGAAUCGAAGAGGGGAGCCCAGUUUUCAGCUCUUCCCUAAGCUUCCUGCAUCCUCAAAGGCCACUGAACUCUGAAAGAUUUGGGACUAAAGACUAAUAUUAGAGGUUUUAUCCUGAGUUAAAGGCUCUGGUGGUGCAGUGGUUAAGAGCUUGGCUGCUAACUAAAAGGUCAGCAGUUUGAAUCCACAGGUUGCUCCUUAGAAACCCUAUGGGACAGUUCUACUCUGCCCUGUAGGUUCCUUGUGUGUUGGAAUCUACUCGAGGGCAGCGGAUUUGGUUUGGUUUUGACUUGGGGCCAUUGUUUAUGUUGGGGUAGAGAAGCAGGAGCAUUUGCUGAACAUUGGAGAAUCUUAACACGUAUCUUACUGAGGAUAUGGACACUGGUGCCAGGUUGAAGCUCAGGCACUGAAGUGUGUCUUCAAGAGCUUGUUUGCUCCUGUGUGGAGUCCCCACAACUCCUUCAUGUGGACAAAGGAAGGUGGCUUUCCUGCUCUUGCAUUCAACCGCUUAGGACAAAUCUGCAAAGCAUGUUUGGCAUGUCAAAACCUAGGUCUUUUUUAAUUAUUCUUCCUCCUGUUUUCUCCUGACAGCUUCCUUUCCAAGCAAUUGAGAAAGAAACAAAAGCUGAAAACAUUUACUUUAAAAAGGCCGACAGUGUUUGUCCUAAAGGAGUUCCACUUUUGGGCCAAAUGCUGGGAAAAUGUGUUAAGAUGGAUUGAGGCCAGGCAGCUGUCACUGUUGCCUUGUGUUUACCUUCAGCAAUUCUUAACCCAGUGUCCAUGAAUUUAGGAACUCCAUGAAGCCCCUUGAAAUGGUAUGCAGAGUUCUAGGAGAUUGUGUUUUUCUGGGAAGAUGGUCCAUGCAUCAUACUCAAUUCCAAAUGGGCUUGUGACCCAAUAAAGUUUAAGAACCACAGCCCUUGAGAUGGAAGACUCUUUUCAACCAAGUCAGUAUUAGAUUGGAAAGGUCCUUCAAGAUCAUUUAGUCUAAUUUCCACAUUUAUGGUUGGGGAAACUGAGGCACAGCAAGUUAGCAGCCAUGCCAGGACAAGAUCCCAGGCCCCUGGGCUCCUAUGCAAGCUUCUUCCCAUUACACCACACUUAUCUAGCAAGGGUCCUUAUGAUUGGUGGCUUUAGUGUUCAUCACUUUUGGGUUUUAGAUUUUGCCCCUCUUUUCUGAUCCCCACAUAUUUUCAACUAUACGGAAAACCUCCAGGCAUAAGCCCAGGCCCCCCUCAUUCAUCAUCUCAGUCAGUGGAAAGGAACUAAAACAAAAUUGUGUAGUUCAUCAGAAAUCAGAGGAAUAGAUGUUUCUGAUUCCCAACUGUUUAAGGAAAGCUGCUGGAGAGAGUAUCAGUGCUUGUGUCCUACCCAGAUGCCUGUCCCGUAGCCUGUCUUCUGGUUCUGUGUAAUUAUAAUGUAGCCCAGUGUGAGAGAAAGGGUUCUCCUAUUUGUACUUUUCUAAUAAGGCUUUGCUAUUGCACUGACUGUAGUACUGAGGGAUAAGAAUAUGUAUAUAUGCAUAUAUAUAUGUAUCUGUAUCUAUAUAUUUGUAUAUGUAGAUGUAUAGAUACAGAUACAUAUAUGUAGAGAGAGAGAGUGACAUAAAGCACACAUGCCCAAACCACCUCUGAGAUGCUUUUAGUAUAGUGCUAUUGAAAGGCAGUAGUCACUUUCAAGACUGAACCCCAAACUUGGUUGGUUUAUUGGUUGUUUAGGAACAUGUAGGCCAAGCUCUUAACCACUGUGCCACCAGGGCUCCCAAUAGGUAGGGCCAAACAUACUUAGAGCCUUUGUGAAACUAGAAACUUGAUGCUAUUCCAAAUUAAGACAUGCCCAGGUAGCGACAUUGAACUCCCUUUUCUCUACCCAUUCUCCCUCCUCCAAGUUUGAGCUCUCAAAAGGCAAAAUUGCUAAGAAAUCAGGAACAAGACAGCCAAUUCAAGACAGCAAGUGGUCACUAUUUUUCCUUCUGCUCACCCCCAAAUGGAGCCUCUGUGAGCCCUCCUCGCCUCACCUAGGAAGUGCUUGCUGUGGCUCCCUGCUCUUCCCUAUUAGAUGACUAACUGAAGCAGGCAGGUGUGCAAAUUUUGGCCACAGAAGCAGUCAUCGGUGGGGUCUCAGUACCUUUGAUGAUAGGUAAAGACAUGGUUUGAAUCUGGUUUUCUUGGGAGUAAACCACAAUCACCACCACAAACACUGGAAGAUUGUUGAGAAACAGAGAAAGCAGCUGCAAUCCCAGUAGAAGAGGUAUCUGAGAUACAUAGUCAUUAGAUUACUGUGUGUUGCCUGAAAAGCAGAUCAAGAGUCUGGUCUCAAGAGUUGGGACCACCAGUCUGGUUGGAGGCUAGGGAACAAUGACUGGCUAACUUUGCCCCUGCCCUAGGCUGUACCCAAAGAAUGAACUCAAGUACCUCCCCUUUGGCACUCUCAUUUAAAAAACAAGGGCUUCUGUGGUGAGGUACACAGUCAUAGAAUGAGACUAGCUUAGACCAGUCUUGUUGGAUAGUCAUUCAGAAGAGGCUAUUGGGAAGAGGGGGUGAUAACUGAAGAGCAGCAACUAUAGGAAAUUAUCAGCACACCAUGGCCAUUGGGUUAGAGAAACUAGCAGUGAAACUAACUAAGAAACUAACAUUUAUUAAGCAUUCAGUAAAUUUAGUCUUUACAACAGUCGUGCUAGGUAGGUGCUCUUCUCCUCUUCUUACAGAUAAUUACGGCCCAAAGGGCUAAAGCAACUGGCUCAAGAUCACACAGAAAGUAAAGAGCAGAACCAUGUUUUGAACCCAGGCCUCUCUGACCCCACACUCCAUGCUAUUUUCCCUUUGCCACAAUGAGGUAGGGUAUUUGAACAGAGGCCAUAUUACUAAAGCUGGCGUACCGAACAAAAUAUUAAAAGGCAAGUGUUUGAGGGGAGGAAAGAGAGGCAGAUUCAGUUUAUAGGAGAACGAAAACUGGGCUAAAGAUAUGCCUGAGUUGUGCUUUCUCGCCACCUUCGGUUUACUCAUUUGGUAAUGUUUUAUAAAGGAUCAUUUAGUUUUACCGUAUGAAAUGAAGGAUUUGUUUUUUAGUUAGUAGUUGUUAGUCCUCGGUUUAACUGUUUUUCAAAGGAAAAAAGGUCCUUUUAAUGUGUCUGCAUAUUUUGCUGAGGUUACAGCAUGUGCAGUGUCAGCCUGAGAGAUGGGCAAAAAUUUGAGAAGCAGUAAGGGUUUUUUUGUGUCUCUAAGGUACUUGAUGCUUUGUGGUCAAAACCCUACAAGGUCUUUUUGUGGUGCUAAAGUCAAGGAAUGAUUUAGGAUAAAUAUUGUUGAAGAUUUUGCUUAAAAAAAAAAAGGUGGAGGAGUGUCCAGGCACUGCAGGGCAAAACUCAGCAUUCAAUUUCAGUAACAAAAUAGGGUUAUGUAGAAUAUUUCUAAAAUAAUUGCCUAUCAUCGGAGAGUAUCCUUCCCUUUUCAAGAAUUCCUUGAUUCUAUAACUAGAACUGAUAGAGUAGUAGAGAAAGAAGUAUUUCUGUGACUAGAAAAAAAUUGCUCUUGAGAGAAUGUAGAUCAAUGAUACUACCUUUAAAGUAGCUGCAAACAAGUGGUUUUGACACAUUACAGGCCCAGAAAAUGGCUUCAAAAAUGAUAAAAAAUAUUGAAAAGAGAAGCAAGAUACCUUGAAAAGAUCAUCUCGAUGAAGAAAAGCCCUCAUUUUCAAGGGGAAAUGAAGGACUUGAUGCCAAGGACAUUAAUAGGGGGCUAGAAACAUUGCCUAUGUGAAAUACAUACAUGACAUAAGGAAAAAGAAAUAAGUAACAGAAAUCCUGGGGCCUGUUCAUGUGACUUUCAAUAAAGUAUGCAGACUGUCUUGUAUAAAUGGACUCUUUCUGCAGUUUUGUCAUGGCAACAAUCAUUGAGUACAUCUGGCAUGAUGCUGCAGUCACCACACAUUACACAUGUUGUCUUUUGCAAAUUUAAAAAAACCAAGAAACAGAAUCCUUUCAGACCUAGGAGUCUCAAAUCUACAGUUGAUUUUUUACCAAGCCUUUGUCACGCGUUCCCUCAGGCCUCACAACAUUACACGCCAUGAUAGGUGACAACCCCAUUUAACAGAUAAAGAACUUGCCCAAAAUCACAUAGCUAGGAAAAGAGAAAAUCCAGGACUGGAAGCUGGGUCUGUCUGACUGCAGAGACUUCCCACUUUCUAAUACACCAUGCUGCUCCCAAGGGUGAAGAAAAAGAUUCCCAAAGGUAAAGAUCUCAGAAACAGCAUUUGGAGGUCUUCCACUCAAAAUGUUUCCAUGGACCAGAAGCGUUAGCAUUACCUGGGAGCUUGUUAGAAAUGCAGGUUCUCGGGCCCCACCCCAGCUCUGUGGAAUCAGAAUCUGUAUUUUAACAAGAUUCCCCGGGAUAUUUCUACACACAUUAAAGUUUGAGCAGCACUGGUCCAAGGCACUUGAGACAGGAAAGAAGGUUGAGGAAGGAGACCGGUGACCUCUUGGUGAGGCAAAGACCAAAAACAGUGAAUGAGGCCAAACUGGUACUUUGGGUGUGGUUACAAAGAUUGUAUCCAUAGCUGCCUGCUUCUUACACUGUUGGGCACAUGGCCUUGUGCUUUGAUGACGUGUGAAGUUUCUUGGAUUUCAAAUCUUUGGGUAUCAGAGGCAGUGGAAAGGUAAUAUGGGGCAGUAGAAGAGCUCCUUUCAGGAGCAAUGGGAGUCCAGAUUCAGCCCUGUCACUGCCUCUCUGUAAUGCUGGGCAAGUCCCUCCCCCUCUCUGGGACUCAAAUUUUCUACCUUUAAACCAGGUAGUCUCAAGGGACCUUUUCAGCUUUGUCAUUCUGUUAUUCUUGGGUAUGGGUUUUACAUAACCUACAUUGUAAUGAAAACAUUGACAACUCCAGUGGCCUUUGGCCAUGGUUUAGCAUCUUCAGCUCAUAAUAAGAAAGGGUAUUCUGGAAGGAAAUAUCAUAGUCAUGGCAAGGCAGCAUUAAUGAGAACUGCAAGGAACUGUGAGGGGCACGGCUCUCAUUAACCACCUUAAAAUUAGCUGGUUAAAAUUAAUUGAAGUAUAACAAGACUUCCAGACUUCUUUGAGAAUCAACUGCUUCAAACCAUAUGCUUGGCAAAUCCUGUCAUGUAUCCUGAAUAGGGUUUACUUUGCAUGAUUUAAUACAAUAAAUUCCUCCUACUUGGGCCUUUGGAAGAUAGUUUAUUGGGAAUGGGAGGAGCUUGUUAAAAAAAAAAAAGGUAAGACUCCUGCUCCCCCAUCCCCAAGACCUGCCACUCAUCUUUCAUCUUUCCAGGUUAUUCUGAUGCCUACUAACUGAAGACCACUGGCUACAAUCUAACCUCUUACAGAUGGAAAAACAGGCUCAAAGAGAGGAAGGGAUUUUCCUAAGGCCACAUACAAAAGCCAAGGGCAGAAAACAGGUGUCCAGAUUACCAGCCUGAGGUACUUUCAACCCUGCUUUCUUUGGGUGGUCAGUUUUUCAGAAUCAAGAUAUUGCUUUCUGCAGAAGAGCAUACAAGGCCAGGACUGAUAGGCCCUCCCAUCCGGGUACUUUUUUUCCAUCAUAUGUUUAACACUCAUUCCCUCAUUUAAGCCUCACAGCCUACCAGCUAGACAGAGCAGGGACGAUUAUCCCCAUUUUUUGAGGCUCAGAGCGGUGACAUGACUUGUGCAAAGUCACACAGGUAGGAAACAGACUUGGAUCUAGGUUUUCUGAUUUCCCCUAGACUACACUGCUUCUCUUGGGGAGGAGAAGCAGCCCUUCAAACCCUCCGCACUUCUCCUAGAUGUGUUAAGAGCUCUAAGCACUAAGGAAGCAAUUGCUUCAAAACAGAUUGUUUUUCCUGUUGCUGAGUAUCUUGACUCGUCUAUGACUUGAAACUUUGUAGAGCAUUCUUCUGUCCUUACAUCAUUUUGUCCACAUAACAGCCCCCAUAUGAUGAAUAUAAAAAUUGAGGCCCAGAGGCAUUAUAUUAGUCUUCUACCUGCUUUAACACAUUACCACAAAUUUAGCAUCUUAAAACCCAUUUAUUAUCUCACCGUUUCUAUGCUGAAUUCUUUGCUUAGGGUCUCACUGAGCUAAAAUCAAGGUAUCAGCCAGGGCUGCGGUUCUCAUCUGGGGUUCAGAGUCCUCUUCCAAGUUCAAUUUUUGUGGGCAGAGUUCAGUUC